Molecule: messenger RNA, 2762 nt
Organism: Puntigrus tetrazona (Sumatra barb)
Lineage: Eukaryota; Metazoa; Chordata; Actinopteri; Cypriniformes; Cyprinidae
Gene: galca
Product: galactosylceramidase a
Exons: 17
Coding region: 177-2243 (688 amino acids)
Biological process (GO): galactosylceramide catabolic process
Cellular component (GO): lysosome
Molecular function (GO): galactosylceramidase activity
Source: RefSeq, a predicted model, not a curated record
UGGAGCACAAAUUGGAAAUACGAUGAAUAAGUAAAACAAAUUAAAUGUUUAUGCACGCUUGCAUGCGUAGUUAUUAAAUUAAUGAUAUCUGUUCUUACACCUUGCGUGUUUGAAGAAAAGAGGUUUUUUUUUAUAGUGAGAUAAAUAUGUAUCUAUAUGUAUAAGUAUCGGAGCACAUGACACGGAAGCAUCUGCGCAUUAUAAACAUCCUCAUGAUAAACUUCAACUCAUCAGUAGUUCAUACAAACACCCGUCUAAACAUGCUAACAUACAGUCUGCUGUUCACGAUCUCCUGCUUACUCGGGUGUACUGCUGAGUUUUAUUUGUUAGAUGAUCGGAUCGGAUUAGGGAGAGAAUUUGAUGGAAUAGGUGGAUUAAGCGGAGGGGGAGCCACUUCACGACUUCUUGUGAAUUAUGAAGAGCCGUAUCGGACUCGUAUUUUGGAUUUCUUGUUCAAGCCUAACUUUGGAGCUUCAUUGCACAUACUAAAAGUAGAAAUGGGAGGCGAUGCUCAAACCACAGAUGGCACAGAACCCUCUCAUAUGCGCAGUAAGGAUGAAGGCAAUUUUUUCCGUGGAUAUGAGUGGUGGCUUAUGAAAGAAGCCAAGAAGAGAAAUCCAAACAUCAAGCUGAUUGGUCUUCCCUGGGCAUUUCCGGGAUGGGUUGGAGAAGGGACCCAAUGGCCUUACUUCUUCCCAAAUGUUACUUCCGACUAUGUAGUUACAUGGAUCAGUGGAGCAAAGCAGCAUCAUAACCUUGACAUUGAUUAUAUUGGGAUAUGGAACGAAAGAAAAUAUGAUCCAGUAUACAUUAAGGUGCUCAGAGAUACUUUGGACAGAGCUGGUUAUACAAAUAUCGGCAUCAUUGCUGCAGACGGAGACUGGUCCAUUGCAGCUGCCAUGCUGAAGGAUCCAUAUCUGAAUGAUGCUGUUGAAGUGAUAGGUGUCCACUACCCAGGCACCAAAACGGUGAUGGAAGCUCUGUUAACAGAGAAGAAGCUUUGGUCCUCUGAAGAUUACAGCACCUUCAAUGACGACAUCGGUGCCGGAUGCUGGGCUCGCAUCUUAAACCAGAACUACGUGAACGGCAGAAUGACCUCGACUAUAUCCUGGAAUUUGAUAGCAAGUUACUAUGAGAAUCUGUCCUUUGGUGGAGAUGGGCUGAUGACAGCUGAUGAGCCUUGGAGUGGACACUAUGUAGUGGAAUCUCCAAUAUGGAUGUCUGCGCACACUACUCAGUUUACACAACCAGGCUGGUUUUAUCUGCAGACUGUAGGGAAUCUCACCUAUGGAGGUAGUUAUGUGGCUUUAACGGACCGUAAAGGGAACCUCACAAUUGUUAUCGAAACCAUGACACACAAUCACUCUCAAUGCAUUCGACCUCCUCUACCGCACUUUGACGUCUUUCCUCAGAUAGCUACAUUUCAGCUCAAAGGUUCUUUUGCACAUCUCACGGACCUUCAAGUGUGGUACUCCAAAUUGGAUUUUGAGACCAAAAACGAUACACUGUUUCAGAGGGGCAGUCCUAUAAAGGUCUAUAAUGGUUUAUUCACUUUAAAACUAAAUGUUGAUGAGGUUUACACAAUCACAACAGUCCACACUGGACAAAAAGGCACUUACCCAGAGCCCCCCAAAUCUCAGCCGUUUCCAAAGAACUACUCUGACGACUUCACUAUAGAUAACCCUCCAUUCUCAGAGGCCCCAUAUUUUGCAGAUCAAACUGGGGUUUUUGAGUACUUCAGAAAUAGCAAAGAUAAUGGCUCGCACGCCUUUACCUUACGGCAGGUGGUCACCGAACGACCAGUGACCUGGGCUAGAGAUGCCGACCAGACCAUCAGCAUCAUAGGGGACCACAGCUGGACAGACCUCAAUGUAUCCUGUGACGUCCUAAUUGAAACUCCCAUCUCUGGAGGUGUGUUCCUGGCGGCCCGGGUUGAUCAAGGUGGAGAAUCCGUCAGAGAAGCAAAGGGUGUCUUUUAUUGGAUUUAUGCAAAUGGAACCUAUAAAGUGACAAAUGAUAUAGGUGGACGGAGAAUUCUUGCUGAAGGGCCGUCAGGAACAAGGGAAGGUGUAUGGUAUACCUUAACCCUUAGAGUCAAGGGAUAUUUCGCCACCGGGAUGCUGAACGGCUAUCCGCUGUGGAAGAAUGCUGUUGUUCUUGAACCCAAUAACGGCUGGGCUGCACUAGGAACUCUCUCUUUUGAAUAUGCACAGUUUGAUAAUUUUGAAGUGAACGCAGAGUAAUUUGCGCCAACCACACAUCAAUCAUGUUUACAAGAUCAUUACACUUUUGCUGCUUAGACGUUUUUCAAUGUUUUUUUUAAUGCAAAAAAAAAUGUGAUUGUCUUCAUUCAGUUUUUAUUUCACUUUCUUUUUGGGGUUUAUGAUUAAGGAAUGUAAGUGUGAGGCGUUUAUUUUCUUCAAAAAGGGAUGCUUUGUGCUGAUUACUGUUUGUGAAAGAAAUGAAUGACUGACAUAUUUAAUGAAGUUUAUGUUUUAUAUGAAAGCGUUUAAUAAUAAACAUACCUAAAAUUGCGGAAAAUAUUAAAUUAAUAGGAAUGACUCCUUUUUAAUAGUGUUGUAUACUGUUACAGGACUAUACACGUGCAUAGACACAUGAUUUCUGUGUGUCUUCAACCGAAGACUGGGAAUAUCCUACCCAUCACAUAUAAAUUACACUUGGGGUUUGUUGACGGAUGAGUGAAUGUAAAACUUGUAAAAUAAAAAAUGUAAAAAUGAAUAAACAACUGUAUAAUUGUAUAA